AUGCUCACCGAAGCGCCACUCUCCACUAUGGCGCCUAUACUGACAAAGCGGCAAGCCGAAGAACUACACAAAGCAAUGGUCGGUUAUCUAUCGUCAAUCAACGCUUCGAAAAGUAUUGAUGCCCUCCGAGAAGAGCUCGGAAUAAGUGAAUCUUUCACCGAAUCCUCGGUCAAGAAAUACGAAGGACUUCUGGAGAGAAAGUGGACCAGUAAUGCUCGCUUGCAGAGAAAAAUAAUGGACCUAGAAUCCCAGCUAAUAACUCUCCAAUCCCAACUCCCCCAUCCAAAAUCAGCCUCCAAACGCGACCCAAAAACCUGGCUCCCAGGCACAGCAACAUACACCCUCCAAUCCCACCGCAGCGCAAUAAACGACAUUGCCAUCCACCCAGUCCACUCGAUCCUCGCCUCCGCCUCCGACGACAGCAGCAUCAAAAUCUGGGACUACGAGCACGGCGAACUCGAAAAAACACUCCGCGGACACCUACGCAGUACCAACGGCGUCGAUUUCGGCGGAACGCGUGACAAAACGGUUCUCGCAUCCUGUUCCAGUGAUUUAACAAUCAAGAUCUGGGACCCGGCGAACGGAUAUGCGAAUGUGCGCACGUUAACGGGACAUGAGCAUUCCGUCUCCAGUGUACGGUUUCUACAGGAGGGAGGGAAUUUACUCGUUUCUGUGAGUCGAGACGAGAGUAUUAGGAUCUGGAAUGUUGAAUCUGGAUUCUGCGUUAAGGUUACACAUGCCGGCGACUGGGUUUAUGCUGUUAGUCCUUCGGUUGACGGGAAGUGGCUUGUUUCUGGGGGGAGGGAUAGGGUUGCUACGAUUUCGGAUGUUGGGUCUGGUGGUGUGAGGGCUGCUUUGGAUGGCCAUGAGAAUUAUGUCGAGUGUUGUGUUUUUGCACCGGUGGCUAGUUAUGGAUAUUUGGCCAAGAUGGCGGGAACGAAGAGGCCGGAGGGAUUGGGGGAGUUUGUGGCUACGGGAUCGAGGGAUAAGAGUAUUAGGCUGUGGGAUUCGAGGGGUGGGUUGAUUAAGACGUUGGAUGGACAUGAGAACUGGGUUCGUGGGCUUGCGUUUCAUCCGGCUGGGAGGUAUUUGCUUAGCGUUGGGGAUGAUGGGACUAUGCGGUGUUGGGAUUUGGAGCAGGAAGGGAGGUUGGUUAGGACAACGGAAGGGCAUGGUGGGUUUGUGAGUUGUAUUCGAUGGGCGCCGAGUGCUGUGGAAGCUGAUGCUUUGGGGACGGUGAAUGGCGUAGGGAAGGGUAUUCGAUGUGCCGUUGCGACUGGGUGCACGGAUUCGCGGGUGCGAGUGUUUCGAUAG
Molecule: messenger RNA, 1314 nt
Organism: Penicillium cinerascens
Lineage: Eukaryota; Fungi; Ascomycota; Eurotiomycetes; Eurotiales; Aspergillaceae
Product: WD40 repeat domain-containing protein
Exons: 3
Coding region: 1-1314 (437 amino acids)
Molecular function (GO): protein binding
Source: RefSeq, a predicted model, not a curated record